GAAACAGUGACGCCGCCAUUCAAACUGCGCAGCAUGGCAUGUUGGGAAAUCCUUUCCCAUCAUGGCGGAUCAGUUAGUUGUGUAACAUUGACGGUAGCGUAUUCAGCGAUUGUUUGGUCCUACAGCCAUCAGUCAUUUUUUACACGGAGACUGCAGCCACCGAAUUAUACAGGGUAAUUAUAUGCUAUGUAGCUGAUAACCGCGAAGAGCGAACGAACUUGCAUUGUUGAAACAAGUACCAGUGUUGAGUGAGAGAGCAGCACACCAGUGACAUUCAGAGGGCCAUUUACAAAACCAGGGGCACCGGUACCAUGGAAUGUGCAGUGGACAUCCCCUCUGGUGAGGAUGAGGCAACUGAGAAAGAUGACAUAAAUGUCAAAGAAGGGAAUGAAGCACCCCAUAAGAAAAACAAGAAGCACAGAAAACAUAAGAGCAAGAAAAAGAAGAGGAGGAGGAAGGGAGAAAAGGAGAGCAGUUCAGAAUCCGGUGCUGAGUCCGAUGUAGAACCGCCACCUCCACCAAGACCUGUCAGGACUACCAGAGCCAGUGCCAGACUGGCAGCAGCUGCAGGAGCUGCAGAACAUGCUGGACUGAAGGAGGAGGGCAAAAGGGACAUAAUAGCAGAUCGUGUAGAAGGAGAUGUGAAAUCCAAAAAGUACAAAAGACAUGCUGCCAAGAAGAAGAAAAAGAAGAGAAAGAAAGAUGAAAAGCAGGAAAAGAAAUCUGUAUCUCAUUCCCCAUCCGAAAGCAGCUCAGCUUCAGGUUCUGAAUCUGAAGGUCAAGCAGGUAAAGGGGCUGGUGAUGGCAAACACUCCCCAGCUGCAGCAUCUGACUUGCAAGAACCAGGAUCCAAACUGGGUUCAAAUAGUAAACCAGGUGAGGAAAAGGGGGUUCCCAUCAUCACACAGAAACCUGAAAUAUUUGGGGUGAAGAAAGAGGAGAUAUCAGAUAUGGAUGUGUCCCCAAAUGGAGGGAAGGGGAGUAAUACCUAUGGAUCAGAAAUGGAUAUGGGUUCACCCUCUGCAGCUCAGGAUGAGAUAACACAGACAGCAUUAGUUUGGGUUAAGACAGAGGGUAGUCAUGGUGCUGGUGCGUUCAGUCAUGCCCAGGAACUACCUGACAUCAUCCCUAAACAGGAAGGUGCUACCCCAAGAGAUGACCCAGGUGUGAAAGAUCAGGCCAAUUCAGUUCAAAGGGCAAAAGAUAAGGAACAUGAUUUGUCUAGAUCUCCGUCUCCUUCCAGAGUCUUACACAUUAAAAGGUCUGAGUCAAAUCAUAGCCGGUCAGCAACACCUAGUCCCAAUAGGCAGCAGUCGGGUGAUCAAACAGCAAUGAAAAAACAAUCAAGAACCCAUUCCAGGUCAACCUCAAAGGAAAAAAUGUCUACAACUCCUCUAAAGAGUCAGCAGUUGUCCCGCUCUCCAUCUCCUAAACCUAUGAGGAAGUCACUCUCCCCAUCACCAAAGGCUCCCAAGAUAGCUAGCUGUCAGUCCCGGUCCACCUCUCCCUCCCUCACCCCAAAGAAGAAGGUGUCAAAGUCUCCAAGGAAGUCCAAGUCUCCUAAACGGCGGCGAAGUUCCUUGUCUGUUUCCCCAAAGCGACGCAGAAGUUCUCCCUCUCCUAAAAGAAAGGUGUCACGAUCCCCUAAACGCAGUGGACGCAGAUCUCCGUCUGUAUCUCGGUCUACAAGGAGAAACCGAAGGUCAGAGUCACGAACCCGUGGAGGCACAAAGCGCUCCAGGACCCGCUCACCUAGACGGGGUGGUGCAGCUGCCAGGCGUUCACGGUCACAUUCUGUUACUAGAACCCGUCGUUCCCAUUCUCGAUCCAGGCGCCUUGUUCGUCGCUCCAGGUCGCGUUCACUGACAAGACGUGCAGGAGGCAGGCGCUCCAGAAGUCGAUCCUUGUCUUGGCGUAGGAGGUCACCACCUGUCAGAUCCCGCCGCUCACACUCCCGAUCGGUCCACAGGAGCAGGCGAACUCGAUCACGUUCCAUUGUAGUCCUUAAGCGCGGCCAUCGUUCCAGAUCCAGGAGUCCACGCAAAAGGACCAAAUCCAGAACCCCUCCCUCCCGACGGCGGACUAAAUCCAGGUCCCCAGUCAGAAGGCGCUCUCGUUCCAUUGCCAAGAGAAAUCGUUCUCCACCAAGGUCUGGCAAACGCUCCAAAUCUCGUUCAUUGUCUCGAAGGCACUGGUCAAAGUCACACUCGCCACUACCUGGCAAGAGGAGGUCCAAAUCUCCUAAGAAGAGUGGAAGAAGGUCAGCAUCUAAAUCUUCCUCUGUGGGUUUGAACAGAUCUAAAUCUAGGUCUAGAUCGGAGUCAGGUGAUGGGCGGUCUGUCAGCUUCUCCCCAGCCAGAUCCACAUCUUGCUCACCCAUUAAAGUAAAGAAGCAGUCCUCUCCUGUGGUAGAGCAAACAGCUGAAGAAGGUGGAGGACUUUUAGCUACAGCAGGUGUUUGGAAACCCGUGUCCUCAGCAGCUGCCUCCAGCCCCCAAGCUGGGAGCUCUUCAGAUACACUGCAGGAACAGGUUGCUCCCAACCACGACAAGGAGAAGAAGGAACAUAUUAGCUCAUUAAAUGAACAAGAUGUUUCCAGGUCUGAUUCCCAGGAGCCUAACCCAGAUGGGUCAGAUAGUUCAGAAGGAUCAGAUGAAGAAGAGGAUUCUUCCUCUCUUAUUAAAGCAACCUCUAAAUGUCAGAGAAGCUCCUCAGGUUCAGCAUCUCCAGAAGUGCAGAAGCAGCUGUCCAAAUCACCUACGAAUCGUCGGAAACUUUCACGCUCAACUUCAUCACCUAGACGAUCAAUGUCCAAGCCUGCAUCCAGAAGGAAGCAGUCUAGGUCCAAGUCUCCAGUGAGGAAAAGAGAAUCUGUCUCACCAUCAGAACGGAAGAAGCGGCGGUCUAAAUCCCGGAGUCCUGUCCGGCGAAGGCGGUCACGCUCACGUUCUAUCACACGGCGUAAGCGUUCACGCUCCAAGUCUCGAACCAGAAUCCGCAACUCUCCAAUCCGCAAGAGAGGAUCCCGAACUCGUUCACCCAACCUUCGAGGGAGGAAGAGGUCCAAGUCUACAGACAGGAGCAAGCGAUCCAAGAGCCGUUCCAUGGGCCGGAGGAAACGGUCCAGGUCAGGAGAUAGAAGCAGGCGAUCUAGGUCUCGUUCCUCUGAUCGUAGACGCAGGUCUCGGUCAAGGGGUCGAGGGAGGCGCCCAGUGUUUCGCAGUCGUUCAUUUGAUAGACGAGACAGAUGGAAGAGGGAACCUAGCCACUCUCCAGUUCUCAUCCUCCGCAAACAACGCCGCUCAGGGUCACGGACACGACGCAGCACCAGCAAGACUCCUCCACGGCUUACUGAACUGGAUAAGGAUCAGUUGCUGGAGAUUGCUAAAGCUAAUGCUGCAGCUAUGUGUGCUAAGGCGGGGGUUCCCAUUCCUGAGAGUCUUCGGCCAAAAGCCAUUCUGCAGCUCCCUCUACCCACUCCAUCUCCUGCCCCUCUUUCUUUACCUCUACCCUUGCCUCUCCCAAUGGGCAUGGGGAUGCCGAAUAUGUCCAACAUGGGUCCAAUGGGGAUGUCCGCUAUUCCGGGAAUGCCCAGCAUGUCUAACAUCACCAUGAGUGCUGCUGUGGCAAGCAUGACAGCAGCUACCAUGACAGCUGCCUUGACCAACAUGGGUGCCCUGGCGGCCAUGCCUCCCCUUACCCCGCUUCCUUCCAUUACUAACAAGCCUCCCCCAUGCCUAGCCCCCCCACAACCAACCCUCAACCUGGACCACAUUGAAGAAGCAAAGAGGAAGGUCACUCAACAAGCCAACAUACACACCAUCAAGGAGCUCACAGAGAAGUGUAAGAUGAUUGCAAAUAGUAAGGAGGAGAUGGCCAUAGCUAAACCCCAUGUGUCGGAUGAUGAAAGCUAAAACCACCAAACCCACACGUCUCCUCAAAGGACUAAAGGAACAUGUAAAAAAUGCAUCCACAGUCCCCACUCAGCAGCCAGAUUUCCUGACUGCGUUUCAUAAACCACCAAGAACAUGAAGAGCAACCUAGUUGUCAGUGAGUAUAGGAGUGCCAGCCACUGCACCACUCUUUCACAAGUUUGUUUCUGUCUGUGUGAGAGCGAGAGACUGGCAGACUGUCACCUGUGAUACCACUGAUAAAACCGGACACGCUGACAUGUGCAUGUGUGCACAGUUGUAUGACUGCAUAUUGAGUUUAGUGAGAGUCUCUGUGUGUGUGUAUAUAGUGACCACCAACCCCCCAGUGUUGCUGCUCAUUCAAGCAGUCACUGAUGGAAAGACUGAAAGGAAACAAAUCAAACUAGUGGUGCAAAUGUUUUUGUAAAAGAUUCCUUUCUCUAAAUUUGUUUUACUUUUAUGCUUUCUUAAAAGAUGUUAAGUGGAGACUGCUUCCCUGUUCUGCUGUAUUUCCCCAUUUAUCUCUAGUCCCUGGUUUUAUAAACAAAUGAUGCAGACAAAGUUUUGUUAGAUCCUCAUGUGAUAUGUUUUCACAAACCUGGGUUUCCAGGGCACGAGACAGGCGCUGAUAUGUUGUGAAUCCUGGAACAGGAUUCCAGAUGCCAGAUCUGAUUAUUCUGAAGGAACAGAAUGACUGAAUGUAUUGGCUGCAAAAAGAAGGUUUAAAUUUUGCCUUUGACACAUGAUUAUCAUCUUCACUUGCAAAAUAUAACAGAUUUAGUUAGUACUGCCCUGGGUGUGCUUGUUCUUUCCCUCUGUUUUAAAUUGCACCAAGCAAAUCUUUGAAUCUAAUUUGGGCUUUAUUGGCUUUUUUUUUUUUCCAACUAGGAAACAUGUUUGCUGCCACAUUUACACCAGUGUCCUCACGCGGAUUAAUGUUUUGAAAAAGACUAAGAUAUAACUUAAGAUGCACAGAAAACAUCAAUAUGUGCGGGGAACUGACAAUAUCAUUUUAAAACUAGUAGACAAAACGGUUUUGUGUAAAAAUUCAAAUGUCUGUUUUUGUCAUUUGUUAUUCUGAGUGAGUGGAAUUUGAAAGCGGUGCUGCCUGUUGGCUGUCUUGGACGUCCUUGGUGUUUACAGCAUAGUACGUACCAUAAAACAGGGGGCUUGUGAAAAUCACUGGCCAGUUGACUGGUCCUUCAACCACCAAGUAUAACAGUUUUUUUUUUUUCUGAUCAGAAAAGAGGGUUGAAAAUGCAAAAUUCUAAAUGUUAGACUGUAAAUGCUGGUGAUUAUUACUUGUUUAGAACAACAUAUUUCACUAUGUGAAAUACAAAUAUCCCCUUUUUAUUUGCAGAAAAUUAAUUAUAACCGCAUGAAAUGCAGUCAUCUUGAAGCAUUGUACUGGCUAAUUGGAGAACUGCUCUGGGGAACUAUGUGUAUGUGUGUGCAAACAUGAAAAGCUCAACAAGCCAAAGGGCUCAUUUAAUCCACUGAUACAAUUGAUAUCUUUUAACCGGUAGAUACGGUUCCCCUGUCCUGUGUUCAGUCCCCUGUGUGAGCUGAACAGGGUCCACGUUUCACCUCAAGCAUUUGCCCCACGCGAUCACUGUAGAACAAAGAGAAAUUUGGUGCUUUUAGGGAAAACUGACUGGGAUGAGGUUUUCUGUUUGUUUUUAAAGGAAUCUUGCACUCAAAUUUAUUUUCAUUGGAGAGGGAAAUAAUUCUGGAUUCCUCCCCCCAUACCCAGGGCUGUUGUUUGGAAGAUAAUGUGUGAAGGUUAUGUCAAACUGUAACUAUACUGUCUGUACAAAGUGUUGAACUGUUCACCUGAUUCCCCAAGGUAAUCUUUAGCUAUUUUAAUAACAGAAAAAAAGAAGAAAAUGCAUUUUAGGAAUUUUUUUGGGUCAUUUGAAUAGGAUAUUGCUUGCUUUGUACAUACAUGUGAUGAUCAUUAAAAACCUCAAUGAUAUGUAUGUACUUA
Messenger RNA from Monopterus albus (swamp eel), 5898 nucleotides. It is a transcript of the gene sona, whose product is annotated as SON DNA and RNA binding protein a. Gene Ontology annotation, biological process: regulation of cell cycle; regulation of mRNA splicing, via spliceosome. The record is from RefSeq and is a predicted model, not a curated record. The coding region runs from base 312 to 3914 and encodes 1200 amino acids. Lineage: Eukaryota; Metazoa; Chordata; Actinopteri; Synbranchiformes; Synbranchidae. The transcript is spliced from 10 exons. Gene Ontology annotation, molecular function: RNA binding.